AAUCUCUUAAGACUAUACAUAGCGGUACGCGUGUUACACAAUAUCUGAUCUGAUCUGUAAGUCAAUAUUUGGAUUUUAUGUUACAUAUUUGAACGGGGUAGGGGAUAGUAAACAGGCUCAGUUAUACUCAGACAGACAAACAAACAAGAGUCAUGAAUCAUGAGUAAAUAACAAGAACCUUGUAUAUACAUGAUUUCCACACAGAGGAUAACUUUACUUGAAAGUUGAAGGCGUGAGACCCUAAACUACCUGUACUGCCAAUGAUCAAAGGAGAAAAUAUGGGACUAUUACGGACUCGUCAGUUCCGGAUAAUAGCAGUUAUAACUGUAGUGAUGCUGGUUUUAGUGCUACUGUUUCGAAGUCAUACUAAAUCAUCAAAAUCUGAAAUGCCUUCUAUACGAGUGAAAAAGCGCCUGGAUUUGUCUACCUUAAAGGUGAAUAAAACGCUUGAAACGGAACUGAAAGAGAAAUAUGAACUGUACCCAGCAAAGUCUCGGGGAGCAACAAUUUUUGUAGACGUUCAAGGUCGUGUCCGUGUGCCGCCAUCAUUUAUUCUCGAGAUAAUGGAAUUCCGUGACUUGGAGGAGCUAUACCACAGGUACAUAGAAAGCAUCCAGGUACCAUGUACGAGACAAAUUCACCUUGGCAACCAUCAAGAUGGCGGCUAUGAUUUAUGUGAAAAUGAGAAUGUUGUACCCGCUAAGCCUUGUGUCGUUUAUUCUUUCGGUGUGCGGACGGACUUUUCUUUUGACGAAGAACUAAGCAAAUGGUAUGGAUGUGUUAUUCACAGCUUUGAUCCUGCAAAUGGUAUGGCAGAUCAUCAACAUUCACCUGCGGUAUAUUUUCACUCCAUGGGACUUUGGAAGGCCGACGAAGUUAUGAACACGAACUGGAAAAUGAGAACAUUGAACAGUAUAAAAAAUGAGCUUGGACAUCAAAAGGCAAACUUAGCUAUGAUGAAGAUUGAUAUCGAGGGCGCUGAAUGGGACGCUUUACCGGAAAUGCUCAAAAGUGGCGCGCUUAAAGGCGUGAAACAACUAAUUAUGGAGUUCCACAGUUGGGUAGACCUUCCUCCUUGGCAGCUGGACCAUAGGAAUAAAAAAGACUACAGACAUCAUCUGAAUGUGUUUAGAAGAUUAUACGAGGAAGGUUUUAGAAUUUUCUAUUUUAAACGGUUCCCGGGACAAUGUUGCUUGUAUGAGGACGAGUUUGACAUAUCAAGAACAGGUUGUCAUGAAAUUCACUUGAUGCGAGUCUUUGGGUAAAAUGUGGGUAGAAUGUGGGUAAAUGGCUUAUUGACGAUUAAACGCAAUUUUGAUGUAACUCAAACACAAGAAAUGUCAAGAAUGCGCUUGCUUUAAGAGAAAAAAAAAGAAAUAUGUUGUAUAUAAUACAUUGGUAUGCAGCAUAUGGUAUAUAAGGAUACAUAUGUGUCUACGAUAUACGAUAAAGUAGAAGCUUGUGUUGAAUAUGACGUUGUUUGGAAAAUGUAUGUAUACACAUGUAGUUUGUGUCUUAAGUUUUAGGCAUAGAAUAAUUUUUAGUAAAGUAUGUGUUAAUGUAUGUGUUAAAGAAUUGUGUUUAAAAUAUGUGGUAAAGAAAAUUCAUGUGUAAAGAAUGUGGUUAACAAAAAUUGUGUGUAAAGUAUGUGGUCCUGAAGAAUUAUUAACAAAGUAUGUGGUAAAGAGGAAUUAUUUGUAAAGUAUGUGGUGAGAAACAUUGUGUGUAAACUGUAUGGUAAAGAAUGAAAAUUGUUUGCAUAAUAUAUAAUAUGUGGUAUAGACGAAACAGAAGAAUUGUACGUACAUUUAUAAUAUGUGGAUAGAAAACAUUGGUAAGAAGUGUGUAUUUUAUGCGGUAUAGAAGGAAUGUUUGUAAAUUAUAUUGUAUAGGAGAGGUGUUUAAAGUGGUAAAUGUAAAUGUGUAAGCAGUAUGUGCCAUAUUUGGUAUGUAUAUUGUAUACAAAGAAAACUGUGUGCACAGUAUGACUUGUAAGAAAUUGAUUGCACGAUUUUGCGUUACUACAAAUCUAGUAAGAACAAUACGUAUUGAUUUUUUUCGAUGUCUUGAAUAUGAAUUUAUUUCACUAAAACUAAUGUUUUUUGGAAUAAUUGUGUUUUCAUUUCUUUAUCAGCAUCAUAAAUGUCGUCAUUUACAAAUAUAUUUACAUAAUAGUUGAAAAGUAGUUAAAUGAUUUUCAACCAGGCAUUAUCUGUUUGUUUGAUAUUAUGAAUUGAGCUUAAAACACCAUAAUUACUCCAGGUACUACGUUUUAGGAUGUGUUUUUCUUUAUUAUUUUUGACAUACAUGUUUCACCUAUACGUAUUAGUUUAACAAUAACUUGACGUGGAGGAUAAUCUUGAAAAGGCAAAUAAACAUGUUAUUUUACAGUUAAUUUAUUGCAUUUAUCUACAUGUGACAACCCGGACAUUGUACGUAUUGUUCAUGAAAUAUUUUCUUUGUUUUCUUUUAUUAUACAUUUUCCUAUAAUUAUAUGCCUUGCAUUACAAUCAAAUUGUCAACAUACGCAUACGAACCUUAUAUUUUUGUAAUAAUAAGUUAAAGACGUUGUGUUCAUUUAUGACUGUAUCAAUAUGAAAACUUUGUCUGUACAUAACGACAUUGUGGUACUCUGUUUAAUCAUUUUUACUUGUUUUUAAUUAAUGUCUAUUUAUAACCAUGGCUGUAGCGACUUCUGUUUUUAAUAAUACCCAGUAAUAGUUUUGAAAUAAACGAUAUUGUUUCACAAAAGUACGUGUUUCAAUGGGAAGAAAGGAGUUUAUUUUGAGCAAUGUAUACAAUGUAAAAACAAAAAUUAUGAUUGUAACACAUUCUGUCAUAAUCUUUGAUUCCAAAUAUUUGCAAAACAAUUUUAUAUAUUAUAUAUGAUUUUUUUAUUUAUCUCGCAAAAUUGCAACGCAAAUGUUCAAAAGUUUCUUAUAGUAUAAGAUCAAGCGUUCGUAGAAAGUCGGCAAACUUCGUCAUUUCCCAUAUCCUUUAUUUGACAGCAAUCAGUCUGCAAUACCUGCUCUUUCGCAGGGACCAGACUAUAAGCAGUCAGAUGACUAGAUUUAUUCUACUCUGACUCAAAGUAACGCUUUAUGUAUAAAAUGCGAAAACAGUAGAAACGGUGGUGAAUAUUCAAAAAAAUAAUAAUGUAAUUAUAAUCUCCAAAAAGGUUGUCAAAUAGCAACUUUUCAGUCGUUUUCGUCUUUUAUACGCUGAUUCAGGAAAAAGUGACGAUGGUCGAGAAGCCGAAGAUUGUUAAUUAAAUGACACACAACAUGGUGAGUCACGGUACAUCGAUUUUAAUAUAGUAUACAGUUUUUCCUCCUUUGCAUUCCUGACAUAAAACACUCUGUACGUUCGUUUAUAGUCUUAUGUUAGUUUUUUAAUAAUCAUAUUUCAUUCAUAUUUUAUUGUGAUGUAUUUGUAUCUAAAAUGUACAUUUAAUACGAAUUACUCAUUUAGAUAUGAAAUUAAACAUGUUUAAUUAUA
Molecule: messenger RNA, 3498 nt
Organism: Ruditapes philippinarum (Manila clam)
Lineage: Eukaryota; Metazoa; Mollusca; Bivalvia; Venerida; Veneridae
Exons: 8
Coding region: 261-1265 (334 amino acids)
Source: RefSeq, a predicted model, not a curated record